This is a messenger RNA of Sciurus carolinensis (gray squirrel), 1885 nucleotides long. RefSeq names its product cystathionine gamma-lyase (gene Cth). NCBI's taxonomy places the organism in Eukaryota, Metazoa, Chordata, Mammalia, Rodentia, Sciuridae. The record is from RefSeq and is a predicted model, not a curated record. The transcript has 12 exons. Gene Ontology annotation, molecular function: pyridoxal phosphate binding; cystathionine gamma-lyase activity. The coding region runs from base 142 to 1359 and encodes 405 amino acids. Gene Ontology annotation, biological process: transsulfuration. Gene Ontology annotation, cellular component: cytoplasm.
GGGCUUUUGUGCACCAGGGUUAGCUCAGCUGUGUACUUGAUCACUCUGUCGCUUCAUUUCUUCUGGUUCUCUCCAGUCCCGACGCCCGGUUUCCUGGUCAGAUUUUUCUCACUUACCCCACUUUCUCCUUCACAGUUCAGCAUGCAGAAAAAAGACGCCUCCCCGCAGGGUUUCCUGCCUAGCUUCCAACAUUUUGCCACGCAGGCCAUCCAUGCCGGCCAGGAACCGGAGCAAUGGAAUUUCCAGGAUGUGGUGCCCCCCAUCUCACUGUCCACCACGUUCAAGCAAGUGGCACCCGGCCAGCACUUGGGUUUUGAAUACAGCCGCGCUGGAAAUCCCACAAGGAAGUGCUUGGAAAAAGCAGUGGCAGCACUGGAUGGGGCCAAGUACAGUUUGGCCUUUGCUUCGGGUUUAGCAGCCACUUUGACUAUUACUCAUCUUUUAAAAGCGGGAGACCAAAUUAUUUGCAUGGAUGAUGUGUAUGGAGGUACGAACAGAUAUUUCAGGAAGGUGGCUGCUGAAUUUGGAUUAAAGAUUUCUUUUGUUGAUUGUACCAAAACCAAAUUGCUAGAGGCAGCAAUUACACCAGAAACCAAGCUGGUUUGGAUUGAAACCCCCACAAACCCUAAUUUGAAGCUGAUUGACAUUGAAGCCUGUGCACAUACUGUCCAUAAGCAUGGAGACAUUAUUUUGGUCGUGGAUAACACUUUUAUGUCAGCAUAUUUCCAGCGGCCUUUGGCUCUGGGAGCUGAUAUUUGUAUGUAUUCUGCAACAAAAUAUAUGAAUGGCCACAGUGAUGUUGUAAUGGGCUUAGUGUCUGUUAAUUCUGAAGACCUCCAUAAUAGACUUCGUUUCUUGCAAAAUGCUCUUGGAGCAGUUCCGUCUCCUAUGGACUGUUACCUCUGCAAUCGAGGCCUGAAGACUCUGCAAAUCCGAAUGGAGAAGCAUUUCAAAAAUGGAAUGGCUGUUGCCCAAUUCCUAGAAUCUAAUCCCUGGGUAGAAAAAGUUAUUUAUCCUGGUUUGCCCUCCCAUCCGCAGCAUGAGUUGGCAAAGCGUCAGUGCACAGGCUGCCCAGGGAUGAUCACCUUUAUUAUUAAGGGCACUCUUCAACAUGCUGAGACUUUCCUCAAGAACCUAAAGUUAUUUACUCUGGCUGAAAGCUUGGGAGGAUAUGAAAGUCUUGUUGAGCUUCCGGCAAUCAUGACCCAUGCAUCAGUGCCUAAGAAUGACAGGGAUACCCUUGGAAUUAGUGACACACUGAUUCGACUCUCUGUGGGCUUAGAGGAUGAAAAAGACCUGCUCGAAGAUCUAGAUCAAGCUUUGAAGGCAGCACACCCUUCAAGUGGAAAUUGCAACUAACAUUCUGGAACUGCAUUAGAGGCUGCUUGCUGAGAAGAUCAAAUCCUCUGAAUAAUUGAACACACCAUUAAUGAGCCUUCGCAGAAUGUUCAAGUGAAAAUUUUAAGGCACAGUAUGAUUUUUCACUGUAACCUUCUAGGGAUCUUCCCUGUUAAAAGCCGUUUUCUAUACAUCUUAUUGUAACUGACAGGCCAAUUCUGUUAAUACCUUUUGUUAAUUUUGCUUUACACAUACCUCUGAAGGAAAUGAAAUUUGUGCUGCUUUUGGGGAUCAUGUUCUUCUUUUCAUAGCCUAAGAUUUAUUUUGAUCAUGUUUACAAUAUGAUGGUUAUUCACUUUUGAUGUUUUGUGAAGAUUAAGCAUGAUUUUUGCAUAUUGUUGAAAAGAACAUUCCAAACAAUGGUUUACAUUUAAUUGCCGUAGCCAAAAAUUAAAUACUUGAAAAGUCUACUGUGAAAUUCUAUUGAUUUAAGGUUGUACUUCAUUCUCCUUAUUUUUUAAAAAAUAAAUCUAAUUAUCAAAUCCCA